Molecule: messenger RNA, 23150 nt
Organism: Coregonus sp. 'balchen'
Lineage: Eukaryota; Metazoa; Chordata; Actinopteri; Salmoniformes; Salmonidae
Source: the annotation of a GenBank genome assembly
AUGAGUUGUACCUAUAAUGACACAAUCAGCAUAAACACCUUAACCGGGCCUGAUGUCAGAACCAGCAGGAUAGGAGCCGACGGGGUGUCUGAAGAUGACCGACAUGUCCUGGUGGAGGAGCAGAAGUCAUGCAGGGCCCGGGCUCGCUGCUUCUCCCUGGAGACCAACCGAAGACGGAAGUAAGUUUCUAUACCUACGUUUUUUUAAGCUUAAAUCAUAGCCUCUAUGGUCAUUGUCACGUGGCAUGACAAUGACCAUAUGAGUUGACAAGACAGCACAAACUGAUCUGAGACCAGGCUAUAACCUAACAACCGUAGGCCAUAUCUCAAAGCAUAGUCUAACUAAAAGCCAACAAGGUAAUGAGGUAGAUGUCCCAUGUUCUAAAGUGUCCCUUGGCCUGGACCACCUAAUUAGCACCCUCCUUCUACUAGCGUAUGCCUCCAGUCCAUCUCUCUGUCCAAGUACAACUAAUGUUUCUGCCCUAUUUAGUGCACUACUAAUGGAUCUAUAUAAUGGUGUAAAUGUUGUUCUUUUUGGGUAAAGCUAACUAGAGGAGGACAGAUCCAGUUAUUCAACAAUGUGCUGUCGUCGUUGUCAGCAGGAUUUUAUCCUGUCUUGAAAUAGACCUCCUGGUAAUGAGCCAACUGCAAGUCAGGGCUGGUCUGGCUAGACUACUGGAGUGGUGACGCUGUAAGGUCUGGCUAGACUACUGGAGUGGUGACGCUGUAAGGUCUGUAUAGACUACUGGAGUGGUGACGCUGUAAGGUCUGGCUAGACUACUGGAGUGGUGAUGCUGUAAGGUCUGGCUAGACUACUGGAGUGGUGACGCUGUAAGGUCUGGCUAGACUACUGGAGUGGUGACGCUGUAAGGUCUGGCUAGACUACUGGAGUGGUGACGCUGUAAGGUCUGUAUAGACUACUGGAGUGGUGACGCUGUAAGGUCUGGCUAGACUACUGGAGUGGUGAUGCUGUAAGGUCUGGCUAGACUACUGGAGUGGUGACGCUGUAAGGUCUGUAUAGACUACUGGAGUGGUGACGCUGUAAGGUCUGGCUUAGACUACUGGAGUGGUGACGCUGUAAGGUCUGGCUAGACUACUGGAGUGGUGACGCUGUAAGGUCUGGCUAGACUACUGGAGUGGUGACGCUGUAAGGUCUGGCUUAGACUACUGGAGUGGUGACGCUGUAAGGUCUGGCUAGACUACUGGAGUGGUGACGCUGUAAGGUCUGGCUAGACUACUGGAGUGGUGACGCUGUAAGGUCUGGCUAGACUACUGGAGUGGUGACGCUGUAAGGUCUGGCUUAGACUACUGGAGUGGUGACGCUGUAAGGUCUGGCUAGACUACUGGAGUGGUGACGCUGUAAGGUCUGGCUUAGACUACUGGAGUGGUGACGCUGUAAGGUCUGGCUAGACUACUGGAGUGGUGACGCUGUAAGGUCUGGCUUAGACUACUGGAGUGGUGACGCUGUAAGGUCUGGCUAGACUACUGGAGUGGUGACGCUGUAAGGUCUGGCUUAGACUACUGGAGUGGUGACGCUGUAAGGUCUGGCUAGACUACUGGAGUGGUGACGCUGUAAGGUCUGGCUAGACUACUGGAGUGGUGAUGCUGUAAGGUCUGGCUAGACUACUGGAGUGGUGACGCUGUAAGGUCUGGCUUAGACUACUGGAGUGGUGACGCUGUAAAGUCUGGCUAGACUACUGGAGUGGUGACGCUGUAAGGUCUGGCUUAGACUACUGGAGUGGUGACGCUGUAAGGUCUGGCUAGACUACUGGAGUGGUGACGCUGUAAGGUCUGGCUAGACUACUGGAGUGGUGACACUAAGGUCUGGCUAGACUACUGGAGUGGUGACGCUGUAAGGUCUGUAUAGACUACUGGAGUGGUGACACUAAGGUCUGGCUAGACUACUGGAGUGGUGACGCUGGGAGUGUCAACCACAGGGCCAGAGGGGAGGUACAGUGACAACAUGACAACACACAUGCACACCGUACAAAUCCCUGACUUCUACCCUUCCAGGCUAAAUGUGGAGAGCUCCAGAAACCACUGACAGGACAGGAGGAGGAUUGAGUCAGCGUCAGGGUUUCUAAGGACAACACUACCUGAUGAGGUGUUAUAGAGUCACUCCGCGUGCGUGUGUGCGUGUGCGUGUGUGUGUGUGUGAGAGAGAGAUUAAUGAACAUUAACCUACUUCAUUCGUUCUUUGACUUCUAUAGAAGGAACAUUUACAGACUAGCCAAGCGAAGUCUUCCUGGGAGAAAUCAUCAUAUUGUUUUUUUUUGUUGCCAUAAACCAAGGUGCCCAUGUGACCACUUUUGUUGUGAUCCUGUGUGGCUCAGUCGGUAGAGCAUGGCGCUCGCAACGCCAAAGGUUGUGGGUUCGAUUCUCGCUGGGGCCACCCACACAUAUGCAUCCACACAUGACUGUCAGUCGCUUUAGAUAAAAGUGUCUGUUGUGAGAAGCCUGAUAUGUUCUUCUCCUUUUCCAUCUCUAAACCAACCAGUUGUCACAGGAGUGGUUCCUUUAACUAUUUAAUGACUGCUGAGAAUGGACCUUAAAGGAAUGGACUCAGUUUCCUGUGGGGCUUAAAAAGAUCACUAUAAUCAAUCUUGAUGGAACUGGGACCAGGCUAAAUCCUAUUUGCUAAUGCUAGUCAGAGGUGUUGGCUAAAGUACAGAUCUGGGACCAGUCUAUAUAUUCUCGUUAUGACAAUGAUAAUAAGAGAAGGGUUGAUUAAACAGAUCUGGGACCAGUCUGUAAUGUAUUCUCUGUGUUCCCCAUGCAGGGUUCUGGAGGAGAGGAGUUGGUUAAACAGAUCUGGGACCAGUCUGUAAUGUAUUAUCUGUGUUCUCCAUACAGGGUUCUGGAGGAGAGGAGUUGGUUAAACAGAUCUGGGACCAGUCUGUAAUGUAUUAUCUGUGUUCUCCAUACAGGGUUCUGGAGGAGAGGAGUUGGUUAAACAGAUCUGGGACCAGUCUGUAAUGGAUUCUCUGUGUUCCCCAUACAGGGUUCUGGAGGAGAGGAGUUGGUUAAACAGAUCUGGGACCAGUCUGUAAUGUAUUCUCUGUGUUCCCCAUACAGGGUUCUGGAGGAGAGGAGGAAGCAGUGGGACGUCCAGGAGCAGAGGCUGAGGGACAACAUCCUACAACAACGUAAACAGAGAGUCCAGGAUGCUACCGAACGCUUCCAGAGGGCACACCUGCCCCCCUCACAGAGACGCAGACAAUGUCAGUCUCACAACCCACAGCUGUUUUUCACACAGAAAAACACAAUUACUGGUCUCCACUUUAAUCUUUGUGGUUUGUAACUGUAGUGCAUACUUGAGAAAAUAUAUGAAUAGAAUAAGUCACACGCUACAGUGCAUUCGGAAAGUAUUCAGACCCCUUGACUUUUUCCACAUUUUGUUAAGUUACAGCCUUAUUCUAAAAUGGAUUAAAUAAAAUGUUUUCCUCAUCAAUACCCCUGAUGACAAAGCGAAAACAGGUUUUAAAAAUGUUUGCUAAUGUAUUAAAAAUUAAAAACAGAAAUACCUUAUUUACAUAAGUAUUCAGACCCUUUGCUAUGAGACUCGAAAUUGAGCUCAGGUGCGUCCUGUUUCCAUUGAUCAUCCUUGAGAUGUUUCUAGAACUUGAUUGGAGUCCAUAUGUGGUAAAUUCAAUUGAUUGGACAUGAUUUGGAAAGGCACACACCUGUCUAUAUACGGUCCUACAGUUGACAGUGCAUGUCAGAGCAAAAACCAAGCUAUGAGGUUGAAGGAAUUGUCCGUAGAGCUCAGAGACAGGAUUGUGUCGAGGCACUGAUCUGGGGAAGGGUACCAAAAUAUGUCUGCAGCAUUGAAGGUCCCCAAGAACACAGUGGCUUCCAUCAUUCUUAAAUUGAAGAAGUUUGGAACCACCAAGACUCUUCCUAGAGCUGGCCACCCGGCCAAACUGAGCAAUCGGGGGAGAAGGGCCUUGGUCAGGGAGGUGUUGGUUAACCUGGCACCAUCCCUACGGUGAAGCAUGGUGGUGGAAGCAUCAUGCUGUGGGGAUGUUUUUCAGCGGCAGGGACUGGGAGACGUCAGGAUCGAGGGAAAGAUGAAAGGAGCAAAUUACAGAGAGAUCCUUAAUAAAAAUCUGCUACAGAGCACUCAGGACCUCAGACUGGGGCAAAGGUUCACCUUCCAACAGGACAACGACCCUAAGCACACAGCCAAGACAACGCAGAAGUGGCUUCGGGACAAGUCUCUGAAUGUCCUUGAGUGGCCCAGCCAGAGCCGGACUUGAACCAGAUCGAACAUCUCUGGAGAGACAUGAAAAUAGCUGUGCAGCGAUGCUCCCCAUCCAACCUGACAGAGUUUGAGAGGAUCUGCAGAGAAGAAUGCGAGAAAUCCCCAAAUACAGGUGUGCCAAGCUUGUAGCGUCAUACCCAAGAAGACUCAAGGCUGUAAUCGCUGCCAAAGGUGCUUCAACAAAGUACUGAGGAAAGGGUCUGAAUACUUAUGCAAAUGUGAUAUUUCAGUUUUUAAUUUUGUAUACAUUUGAGAACAUUUCUAAAAACCUGUUUUUGCUUUGUCAAAUCAAAUCAAAUUUUAUUUGCCACAUGCUCCGAAUACAACAUUACAGUGAAAUGCUUACUUACAGCCCUUAACCAACAAUGCAUAUAUUUUUUUUAAGUGUUAAGUAAAAAAAGAGAAAAGCAGAUAACUAGAGAGCAGAAGUAAAAUAAAAUAACAGUAGGGAGGCUAUAUACAGGGGGGUACCGGUGCAGAGUCAAUGUGUAAUAACAGUAGGGAGGCUAUAUAUACAGGGGGGUACCGGUGCAGAGUCAAUGGGAAAUAACAGUAGGGAGGCUAUAUACAGGGGGGUACCGGUGCAGAGUCAAUGGGAAAUAACAGUAGGGAGGCUAUAUACAGGGGGGUACCGGUGCAGAGUCAAUGGGAAAUAACAGUAGGGAGGCUAUAUACAGGGGGGUACCGGUGCAGAGUCAAUGGGAAAUAACAGUAGGGAGGCUAUAUAUACAGGGGGGUACCGGUGCAGAGUCAAUGGGAAAUAACAGUAGGGAGGCUAUAUACAGGGGGGUACCGGUGCAGAGUCAAUGGGAAAUAACAGUAGGGAGGCUAUAUAUACAGGGGGGUACCGGUGCAGAGUCAAUGGGAAAUAACAGUAGGGAGACUAUAUACAGGGGGGUACCGGUGCAGAGUCAAUGUGUAAUAACAGUAGGGAGGCUAUAUAUACAGGGGGGUACCGGUGCAGAGUCAAUGGGAAAUAACAGUAGGGAGGCUAUAUACAGGGGGGUACCGGUGCAGAGUCAAUGGGAAAUAACAGUAGGGAGGCUAUAUACAGGGGGGUACCGGUGCAGAGUCAAUGUGCGGGGGCACCGGCUAGUUGAGGUAGUUGAGGUAAUAUGUACAUGUGGGUAGAGUUAAAGUGACUAUGCAUAAAUAAUAAACAGAGUAGCAGCAGAGUAAAAGAGGGGGGUGGGGGUGGGGGGGCAGUGCAAAUAGUCCGGGUAGCCAUGAUUAGCUGUUCAGGAGUCUUAUGGCUUGGGGGUAGAAGCUGUUGAGAAGUCUUUUGGACCUAGACUUGGCGCUCCGGUACCACUUGCCGUGCGGUAGCAGAGACAACAGUCUAUGACUAGGGUGGCUGGAGUCUUUGACAAUUUUGAGGGCCUUUCUAUGACACCGCCUGGUAUAGAGGUCCUGGAUGGCAGGAAGCUUGGCCCCAGUGAUGUACUGGGCUGUACGCAUUACCCUCUGUAGUGCCUUGGGGUCAGAGGCCGAGCAGUUGCCAUACCAGGCUGUGAUGCAACCAGUCAGGAUGCUCUCGAUGGUGCAGCUGUAGAACUUUUUGAAGAUCUGAGGACCCAUGCCAAAUCUUUUCAGUCUCCUGAGGGGGAAUAGGCUUUGUCGUGCCCUCUUCACGACUGACUUGGUGUGUUUGGACAAUGAUAGUUUGUUGGUGAUGUGGACACUACAGUCCUCUUUUUUCCACAAUCAUCUCCUUUGUCUUGAUCACGUUGAGGAGAGGUUGUUGUCCUGGCACCACACGGCCAGGUCUCUGACCUCCUCCCUAUAGGCUGUCUCAUCGUUGUCGGUGAUCAGGCCUACCACUGUUGUGUCGUCAGCAAACUUAAUGAUGGUGUUGGAGUCGUGCCUGGCCAUGCAGUCAUGGGUGAACAGGGAGUACAGGAGGGACUGAGCACGUACCCCUGAGGAGCCCCCGUGUUGAGGAUCAGCGUGGCAGAUGUGUUGUUACCUACCCUUACCACCUGUGGGCGGCCCGUCAGGAAGUCCAGGAUCCAGUUGUAGAGGGAGGUGUUUAGUCCCAGGGUCCUUAGCUUAGAGAUGAGCUUUGAGGGCACUAUGGUGUUGAACGCUGAGCUGUAGUCAAUGAAUAGCAUUCUCACGUAGGUGUUCCUCUUGUCCAGGUGGGAAAGGUUAGUGUGGAGUGCAAUAGAGAUUGCAUAAUCUGUGGAUCUGUUGGGGCGGUAUGCAAAUUGACGUGGGUCUAGGGCACAUAUGUCAGAGUCAAGGCCCGCGGGCCACAUCCGGCCCGCGAGAAGGUUUUUUACGGCCCCUGGGAUGAUCUUGAUUUAUUAUUAGAACCGGCCCGCAGACCGCAGCAAGCCGGCAGCCCGCAGAUCUUUUACACGCACCAAUACUACAUUUCCCACAAUGCAACGGUGACGCACCGAGCAGUAGGCUGCUUCAUUUCAAUAUUUAUUGGCACAGCAGUCGUCAGCAUCACAGUAAAAUUAACUUUCAGAUACCCAUCAAAAAUGGCAAAACGGAAGGUGGACACUGAGAACCGGGGGUUUCAAACAAGGUGGGAGUCGGAGUAUAUGUUCACGGAGGUAGCUGGAAAACCUGUGUGUCUUCUGUGUGGAGAAAGUGUGGCGGUACUGAAAGAGUAUAAUCUGAGACGACAUUAUGAAACGAAACACGCGGACAAAAACAAGAAUAUGGACAUGGAACAAAGGCUACAAAAGGCAGAGGAAUUAAAACGAGGCCUCAAAUCUCGACAGGCUCUGUUCAAAAAAGCCAAAUCACAAGGCCAGGCUGCUGUCAAGGCCAGUUUUAUUUUGGCAGAAGAGAUCGCUAAAUCAGCCCGGCCAUUUACGGAGGGGGAUUUCAUCAAAAACUGCAUGAUUAAAGUUUGUGACGAAGUUUGCCCAGAAAAAAGGCAACUCUUUUUAAAUGUGAGUCUGAGCAGAAACACCAUUGCCGAGAGAGUAGACCAGUUGUCCAUCAAUCUAAAAGAGCAGCUUGUGAAAAAGGGAAAAGAUUUCAUUGCAUAUUCCUUGGCUGUGGAUGAGAGCACCGACAUUUCUGACAUUGCCCAGUUGUCAAUUUUCAUCCGCGGAGUGGACUCCAGCCUAAGCGUGACAGAGGAGUUUUUGGCUUUACGUCCUAUGCAUGGCACAACUACGGGGCAUGAUUUGUAUGAAGAGGUGUCAAGAUGUGUAAAUGAGAUGGAGCUGCCUUGGGAAAAACUCGUGGGUUUGACAACCGACGGAGCACCUGCGAUGUGUGGACACAGGAGCGGACUGGUGGCGAAGAUACGGGAAAAGAUGCAAGAGGAAAACGCGACAGGUGAGCUGACAGCUUAUCAUUGUAUCAUACACCAGGAAGCGUUGUGCGGUAAAGCCUUGAAAAUGGAGCAUGUAAUGAGGAUCAUCACGCGCACAGUUAACUUUAUCAGAGCCAAAGGUUUGAAUCACCGCAUGUUACUUCUCCUUAAACAAAGUGUUGUUUUUGAUUAAUAGAUUUUUGCACUUUAUUUUAUUGUAUUUCAAUCCAAUUAUAUUUUAAAAAUAUUUCAGUUGAGUGGAUGAUAGAAAAUUGCUAUUAUUGUUUUUUUCUUUGAAGUAAAUUUAGCCCACUUUUGCUAAAAUAGAAAAUAUAGGCUACUGAUGGUGCCUUGAAUACCGGUUUCUUUCAUUUAAUGUUCAUGUUAUGGGGAUUUUUAUAUAAAGGAAAUGUGUCUUUUGUGUCUGUUGAAAAUUAAAGAUUACUGACAGAGCCAUAAGAAAAUAUUGCUUUAUUUAUCUGAUCAUAUUGGAACAUAUUUGUUAGGUUUUCAGUAGGUUCAAUUAGGUUCACUAGACUAUAUGCGUCAUUUAAAAAUUUUUCAAUGAACAUUCGAACAGUCCGGCCCUCGGCUUGUAGCUAAAUUUUUUAUUUGGCCCUCCGUCCAUUUGACUUUGACACCCCUGGUCUAGGGUUUCUGGGAUAAUGGUGUUGAUGUGAGCCAUGACCAGCCUUUCAUGACCAGCACUUCAUAAUAAUAAUAAUAUGCCAUUUAGCAGACGCUUUUAUCCAAAGCGACAUAAAGUCAUGUGUGCAUACAUUUUUACGUAUGGGUGGUCCCGGAGAUCGAACCCACUACCCUGGCGUUACAAGCGCCGUGCUCUACCAGCUGAGCUACAGAGGACCACAUGGCUACAGACGUGAGUGCUAUGGGUCGGUAGUCAUUUAGGCAGGUUAUCUUAGUGUCCUUGUGCACAGGGACUUUGGUGGUCUGCUUGAAACAUGUUGGUAUUAUAGACUCAGUCAGGCACAUGUUGAAAAUGUCAGUGAAGACACUUGCCAGUUGGUCAGCACAUGCUCGGAGUACACGUCCUGGUAAUCCGUCUGGCCCUGCGGCCUUGUGAAUGUUGACCUGCUUAAAAGUCUUACUCACAUCGGCUACGGAGAGCGUGAUCACAUAGUCAUCCGGAACAGCUGGGGCUCUCAUGCAUGCUUCAGUGUUGCUUGCCUCGAAGCGAGCAUAGAAGUGAUUUAGCUCGUCUGGUAGGCUCAAGUCACUGGGAAGCUUGCGGCUGUGCUUCCCUUUGUAGUCUGUAAUAGUUUUCAAGCCCUGCCACAUCCGACGAGUGUCAGAGCCGGUGUAGUACGAUUCAAUCUUAGUCCGGUAUUGACUCUUUGCCUGUUUGAUGGUUCGUCAGAGGGCAUAGCGGGAUUUCUUAUAAGUGUCCGGGUUAGUGUCCCACUCCUUGAAAGCGGCAGCUCUACCCUUUAACUCAGUGCGGAUGUUGCCUGUAAUCCAUGGCUCCUGGUUGGGGUAUGUACGCACAGUCACUGUGGGGACGACAUCAUCGAUGCACUUAUUGAUGAAGCCAGUGACUGAUGUGGUGUACUUCUCAAUGCCAUCGGAAGAAUCCCGGAACAUGUUCCAUUCUGUGCUAGCAAAACAGUCCUGUAGCUUAGCAUCUGCGUCAUCUGACCACUUUUUUAUUAACCGAGUCACUGGUGCUUCCUGCUUUAGUUUUAGCUUAUAAGCAGGAAUCAGGAGGAUAGAGUUAUGGUCAGAUUUGCCAAAUGGAGGGCGAGGGAGAGCUUUGUAUGCGUCUCUGUGUGUGGAGUAAAGGUGGUCUAGAGUUUUUUUUUCCUCUGGUUGCACAUUUAACAUGCUGGUAGAAAUUAGGUAGAACGGAUUUAAGUUUCCCUGCAUUAAAGUCUCCGGCCACUAGGAGCGCUGCCUCUGGAUGAGCAUUUUCCUGUUUACCUAUGGCCUUAUACAGCUCGGUGAGUGCGGUCUUAAUGCCAGCAUUGGUUUGUGGUGGUAAAUAGACAGCUACGAAAAAUAUAGAUGAAAACUCUCUUGGUAAAUAGUGUGGUCUACAGCUUAUCAUGAGAUACUCUACCUCAGGCGAGCAAAACCUUGAGACUUCCCUAGUAUUAGAUUUUGUGCACCAGCUGUUGUUUACAAAUAUACACAGAGCGCCACCCCUUGUCUUACAGUGUAAAGGCCGUCAGCCGUUCUAUCCUGCCGAUGUAGCGUAUAUCCCGUCAGCUGUAUGUUGUCCAUGUCGUCGUUCAGCCACGACUCGGUGAAACAUAAGAUAUUACAGUUUUUAAUGUCCUGUUGGUAGGAUAACCGUGAUCUUAGGUCGUCCAUUUUGUUUUCCAAUGAUUGAAGAUUGGCUAAUAGGAUUGAUGGAAGAGGCAGCUUACUCGCUCGCCGUCGGAUCCUUACAAGGCACCCCGACCUACGUCCACAAUAUCUCUGUCUCUUUCUCCUGCGAAUGACAGGGAUUUGGGCCUUGUCGGGUGUCUGUAGGAUAUCCUUCGCGUCCGGUUCGUUGAAGAAAACAUAUUUGUCCAAUACGAGGUGAGUAAUCGCUGUCCUGAUAUCCAGAAGCUCUUUUUGGUCAUAAGAGGCGGUGGCAGAAACAUUAUGUACAGAAUAAAUUACAAAUAACGCGAAAAAACACGCACAAUAGUACAAUUGGUUAGAGGGCUGUAAAACGGCAUCUUCUCCGGCGCCAUUCAUCAUUGUGGGGUGUUGUUGAUGAUUUAUUUUAGUUUGAAUCCGUUUUAGAAUAAGGCUGUAACAAAAUGUGGAAAAGGUCAAGGGGUCUGAAUACUUUCCGAAUGCACUGUAAUUAUACCAACAAGUUACUUUAACAGACAUUUAUCUUGGUUGUAUUGCAGCUUUCAGGACGAGCACCCUUAAUAUCGAGGAGGCGCUGAAUCACAUACAAGGCACCUUGACCUUGAGUUCCUAUACCAGACAAUCUUCCACACCCAACAGGUCAGAAUGGCUGCUAUAAUAGCAUUCAUACACUGUUUACAACUACUAUGUGUACUAGUAGUGUACUUGAAACCCCACCUCUUUAAGGAAUACCUGGGAUAGGAUAAAGUAAUCCUUCUACCCCCCUUACCCCACCCCCCCCCCAAAAAAAUGUAAAAAAAUACAUAUUGUAAAGUGGUUGUCCCACUGGCUAUAAGGUGAAUGCACCAAUUUCUAAGUCGCUCUGGAUAAGAGCGUCUGCUAAAUGACGUAAAUGUAAAUGUAAAUGUAGUAAGAAAUGAAUAUUCCAGCAUAUAUAAACAUGUAUAACCAUUACCCUAUGAACACAUAAACGAUUAUAAAGGCUUUAUAAACAUUUAAUGGCUUAUUUAUUAACGUUAUUACACCAACUGCAUGUCACCAUCUGCAUAUUUCUCCAGGCUUUUUAUAUGUGGGGAAAAAAAGUAUUUAGUCAGCCACCAAUUGUGCAAGUUCUCCCACUUAAAAAGAUGAGAGAGGCCUGUAAUUUUCAUCAUAGGUACACGUCAACUAUGACAGACAAAAUUAGAAAUAAAAAUCCAGAAAAUCACAUUGUAGGAUUUUUAAUGAAUUUAUUUGCAAAUUAUGGUGGAAAAUAAGUAUUUGGUCAAUAACAAAAGUUUCUCAAUUGUGAUAUACCCUUUGUUGGCAAUGACACAGGUCAAACGUUUUCUGUAAGUCUUCACAAGGUUUUCACACACUGUUGCUGGUAUUUUGGCCCAUUCCUCCAUGCAGAUCUCCUCUAGAGCAGUGAAGUUUUGGGACUGUCGCUGGGCAACACAGACUUUCAACUCCCUCCAAAGAUUUUCUAUGGGGUUGAGAUCUGGAGACUGGCUAGGCCACUCCAGGACCUUGAAAUGCUUCUUACGAAGCCACUCCUUCGUUGCCCGGGCGGUGUGUUUGGGAUCAUUGUCAUGCUGAAAGACCCAGCCACGUUUCAUCUUCAAUGCCCUUGCUGAUGGAAGGAGGUUUUCACUCAAAAUCUCACGAUACAUGGCCCCAUUCAUUCUUUCCUUUACACGGAUCAGUCGUCCUGGUCCCUUUGCAGAAAAACAGCCCCAAAGCAUGAUGUUUCCACCCCCAUGCUUCACAGUAGGUAUGGUGUUCUUUGGAUGCAACUCAGCAUUCUUUGUCCUCCAAACACAACGAGUUGAGUUUUUACCAAAAAGUUAUAUUUUGGUUUCAUCUGACCAUAUGACAUUCUCCCAAUCCUCUUCUGGAUCAUCCAAAUGCACUCUAGCAAACUUCAGACGGGCCUGGACAUGUACUGGCUUAAGCAGGGGGACACGCCUGGCACUGCAGGAUUUGAGUCCCUGGCGGCGUAGUGUGUUACUGAUGGUAGGCUUUGUUACUUUGGUCCCAGCUCUCUGCAGGUCAUUCACUAGAUCCCCCCGUGUGGUUCUGGGAUUUUUGCUCACCGUUCUUGUGAUCAUUUUGACCCCACGGGGUGAGAUCUUGCGUGGAGCCCCAGAUCGAGGGAGAUUAUCAGUGGUCUUGUAUGUCUUCCAUUUCCUAAUAAUUGCUCCCACAGUUGAUUUCUUCAAACCAAGCUGCUUACCUAUUGCAGAUUCAGUCUUCCCAGCCUGGUGCAGGUCUACAAUUUUGUUUCUGGUGUACUUUGACAGCUCUUUGGUCUUGGCCAUAGUGGAGUUUGGAGUGUGACUGUUUGAGGUUGUGGACAGGUGUCUUUUAUACUGAUAACAAGUUCAAACGGGUGCCAUUAAUACAGGUAACAAGUGGAGGACAGAGGAGCCUCUUAAAGAAGAAGUUACAGGUCUGUGAGAGCCAGAAAUCUUGCUUGUUUGUAGGUGACCAAAUACUUAUUUUCCACCAUAAUUUGCAAAUAAAUUCAUUAAAAAUCCUACAAUGUGAUUUUCUGGAAUUUUUUUCUCAUUCUGUCUGUCAUAGUUGACGUGUACCUAUGAUGAAAAUUACAGGCCUCUCUCAUCUUUAUAAGUGGGAGAACUUGCACAAUUGGUGGCUGACUAAAAACUUUUUUCCCCCUGUAUGUGUGAUCUUCUAGCCUGAGUCCCUGUCUGUUUGUGCUAUAAUACCACAGACUCCUUGUCACUCAUUGUCAUGUUAUGGCUUGACAAUGGCAGCAAUGGAGUUGGCAAGAGCACAAACUGAUCUGGAAUAAGCUUAACAACACUAUAGUUUACAGACAUUUAUAUGAAUUAACGUUAUUAUACCAACUACAUAUCUCCAUCAGCAUGUUUCUCUGGUCAAUCCUCUGGUUUAAAAACAGGAGCUGCACUUCAUCCCCUAAGCCUCCCCCGACACCCAGCCCGUCGCUCCACCAGAGGACCCUUUCUGCCGUGGAGGCCUACAGCAAACUGAUGCAGGACAGGACCCUCAGCAGCUUUAAGAACAGGCUACUUUUCCCCAACCAGCUGCAGGACGCACAGCUGAGGGACAGGGACCAGCUGCAGGACACACAGCUGAGGGACAGGGACAGGGACCAGCUGCAGGACACACAGCUGAGGGACAGGGACAGGGAGAGGGACGAGCUGCAGGACACACAGCUGAGGGACAGGGAGAUGGACAGGGUCUUCCUCAACCUGCUGCAGGACACACAGCUGAGGGACAGGGAGACCUGUAGCAGUCCACAGGUAGGCUUUGUCGGUCAUCUAGGCCAGUGGUUUUCAAGCCUCUCCUCGGGAACCCCUCAGCUCUUCCAUGUAUUUAUUAUAUUCCAAAGCUAGCACGCCUGAUUCAGCUUGUCAACUGAUCAUCAAGCCCUUGACUAGUGAGUCCGGUGUGGUAGUUCAGGGCUACAACAACAUGGUGAAACGUCUGGGGGUCUCAGACGAGAGGGCUGAGAACCACUAAUCUAGGCCACACAGAGAGUCUGGUUCUGAUGUGACGCAUGGUGAAAAUCUCAUAUCUGUUGUUUACCAUCCUUAUCUCAAAUGUUGGACUACAGUGGCUUCGGGAAAGUAUUCAGAACCCUUGACUUUUUCCACAUUGACUUUUUCCACAUUUUGUUACGUUACAGCCUUAUUCCAAAAUUGAUUAAAUCGUUUUUUUCCUCAUCAAUCUACACACAAUACCCCAUAAUGACAAAGUGAAAACAGUGUUGUAGAAAUGUUUGCUAAUUUAUUAAAAAUAGAAAAAUUAAAAUAUGACAUUUACAUAAGUAUUCAGACCCUUUACUCAGUACUUUGUUGAAGCACCUUUGGCAGCGAUUACAGCCUCGAGUCUUCUCGGGUAUGACGCUACAAGCUUGGCACACCUGUAUUUGGGGAGUUUUUUCCAUUCUUCUCUGCAGAUCCUCUCAAGCUCUGUCAGGUUGGAUGGGGAGCGUUGCUGCACAGCUAUUUUCAGGUCUCUCCAGAGAUGUUAGAUCGGAUUCAAUUCCGGGCUCUGGCUGGGCCACACAAGGACAUUCAGAGACUUGUCCCGAAGCCACUCCUGCGUUGUCUUGGCUUUGUGCCCCAGUCUGAGGUCCUGAGCGCUCUGGAGCAGGUUUUCAUCAAGGAUCUCUCUGUAUUUUGCUCAUUUCAUCUUUCCCUCGACCCUGACUAGUCUCCCAGUCCCUGCCGCUGAAAAACAUCCCCACAGCAUGAUGCUGCCACCACCAUGCUUCACCAUAGGGAUGGUGCCAAGUUUCCUCCAGACGUGACGCUCGGCAUUCAGGCCAAAACCGAAUCUUGUUUCUCAUGGUCUGAGAGUCCUUUAGGUGCCUUUUGGCAAACUCCAAGCGGGCUGUUAUGUGCCUUUUACUGAGGAGUGGCUUCCGUCUGGCCACUACCAUAAAGGCCUAAUUGGUGGAGUGCUACAGAGAUGAUUGUCCUUCUGGAAGGUUCUCCCAUCUCCACAGAGGAACUCUGGAGCUCUGUCAGAGUGACCAUCGGGUUCUUGGUCAACUCCCUGUACAAGGCCCUACUCCCCCGAUUGCUCAGUUUGGCCGGGCGGCCAGCUCUAGGAAGAGUCUUGGUGGUUCCAAACUUCUUCCAUUUAAGAAUGAUGGAAGCCACUGUGUUCUUGGGGACCUUCAAUGCUGCAGAAUUUUUUUGGUACCUUUCACCAGAUCUGUGCCUCGACACAAUCCUGUCUCGGAGCGCUACGGACAAUUCCUUCGACCUCAUGGCUUUGUUUUUUGCUCUGACAUGCACUGUCAACUGUGGGACCUUUUAUAGACAGGUGUGUGCCUUUCCAAAUCAUGUCCAAUCAAUUGAAUUUACCACAUAUGGACUCCAAUCAAGUUGUAGAAACAUCUCUGAUCAAUGGAAACAGGAUGCACCUGAGCUCAAUUUUGAGUCUCAUAGCAAAGGGUGUGAAUACUUAUGUAAAUAAGAUAUUUCAGUUUUUAUUUUUAAUACAUUUGCAAAAAUUUAUAAAAACCUGUUUUCGCUUUGUCGUUAUGGGGUAUUGUGUGUAGAUUGAAGAUAAUUUAGAAUAAGGCUGUAACGUAACUAAAUGUGGAAAAAUUCAAGGGGUCUGAGUACUUUCCGAAUGCACUGUAUAUCUGGAGAAGCACAUACGUUCGUAUUAAUGAACAUUUAAAUCAUGCAAACUACCCAUAUGUAUUCUAAAGCUUACAGUACAUAUCUCCAUUACAUUUGUAGCCUAUAUCAAUGAGUUGUUUCAAUUAAAAAAGCUAACCGCUACGUCUCUUCUCUCUGGCUGUGGAUGUGUUGCUGUGGAGGUGAAAAAGGUCCUGUAGUGUAACGUUAUCCCUGUAGUGUAACGUUAGCCCUUUAGUGUAACGUUAGCCCUGUAGUGUAACGUUAGCCCUUUAGCGUAACGUUAGCCCUUUAGUGUAACGUUAGCCCUGUAGUGUAACGUUAGCCCUGUAGUGUAACGUUAGCCCUGUAGUGUAACGUUAGCCCUGUAGUGUAACGUUAGCCCUUAGUGUUACGUUAGCCCUGUAGUGUAACGUUAGCCCUUUAGUGUAACGUUAGCCUUUAGUGUAACGUUAGCCCUUUAGCUGUAACGUAUGCCUGUAGUGUAACGUUAGCCCUGUAGUGUAACGUUAGCCCUGUAGUGUAACGUUAGCCCUGUAGUGUACGUUAGCCCUGUAGUGUAACGUUAGCCCUGUAGUGUAACGUUAGCCCUGUAGUGUAAAACGUUAGCCUUUAGUGUAACCUGUAGUGUAGUUAGCCCUGUAGUGUAACGUUAGCCCUGUAGUUGCUUAGUACGUUGCCUGUAGUGUAACGUUAGGCCUUUAAGUGUAACGUUAGCCCUGUAGUGUAACGUUAGCCCUGUAGUGUCCACGUUAGCCCGUUAGUGUAACGUUAGCCCUUGUAGUUGUAACGUAGCCCCUUUAGGCGUAACGUUAGCCCUGUAGUGUAACGUUAGCCCUGUAGUGUACAACGUUAGCCCUUUAGCGUAAUGUUUAGCCCUGUAAGUGUAACGUUAUCCCUGUAGUGGUAACGUUAGCCCUUUAGUGUAACGUUAGCCCGGUAGUUGUAACGUUAGCCCUGUAGUGUAACGUUAGCCCUGUAGUGUAAUGUUAGCCCUUUAGCGUAACGUUAGCCCUUUAGUGGUAACGUUAGCCCUGUAGUGUAACGUUAGCCCUGUAGUUGUAUAGCCGUUAGCCCCUGUAGUGUAACGUCGCCCUUUAGCGUAACGUUCCCUGUAGUGUAACGUUAGCCCUUAGUGUAACGUUAGCCCUUUAGCGUAACGUUAGCCCUUAGUGGUAACGGUUAGCCCUGUAGUGGUAACGUAGCCCUUUAGCGUAACGUUAGCCCUGUAGUGUAACGUUAGCCCUGUAGUGUGUAACGUUAGCCCUUUAGCGUAACGUUAGCCUGUAGUGUAACGUUAGCCCUUUCAGGUAACGUUAGCCCUUUAGCGUAACGUUAGCCCUGUAGUGUAACGUUAGCCCUUUAGCGUAACGUUAGCCCUGUAGCGUAACGUUAGCCCUGUAGUGUAAUGUUAGCCCUGUAGCGUAACGUUAGCCCUGUAGCGUAACGUUAGCCCUGUAGCGUAACGUUAGCCCUGUAGCGUAACGUUAGCCCUGUAGCUGCUACUGCCUGGACCUGCUUCAGCAUCACAAGACUGAGCAAACAGACAGAGGCCCUUUUUAGAUGGCAGACUGUCCCCUCUGAGCACUCACACACACACACACACACACACACACACACACACACACACACACACACACACACACUCACUCACUCACUCACUCACUCACCACUCACUCACUCACUCACUCACUCACUCACUCACUCACUCACACCACACACACACACACACACACACACACACACACACACACACACACACACACACACUCACUCACUCACUCACUCACUCACUCACUCACUCACUCACUCACUCACUCACUCACUCACUCACUCACUCACUCACACACACACACACACUCUCACACACACACACACACACACACACACACACACACACACACACACACACACACACACACACACACACACUCUCACACACACACACACACACACACACACACAUGAAUGUUACCGAUGUCUGUGCGUGGGUCCAGGGGCACUAGAUACUUGAGAUGCACUACAUGACCAAAAGUAUGUGGACACCUGCUUGUCAAACAUCUCCUUCCAAAAUCAUGGGCAUUAGUAUCCACUCUUCUGGGAAGGCUUUCCACUAGAUGUUGGAACAUUGCUUCGGGGGACUUUCUUCCAUUCAGCCACAAGAGCAUUAGUGAGGUCAGGCACUGAUGUUGGGCGAUUAGGCCUGGCUCGCAGUCGGUGUUCCCAAUUCAUCCCAAAGGUGUUCGAUGGGGUUGAGGUCAGGGCUCUGUGCAGGCCAGUCCAGUUCUUCCAUACCGAUCUUGACAAACCAUUUCUGUAUGGACCUCGCUUUGUGCACGGGGGCAUUGUCAUGCUGAAAUAGGAAAGGACCUUCCCCAAACUGUUGCCACAAAGUAAAAAAAAAAAAAAAAUAGUAUUUAUUUUUUUGGGAAGUUGGAAGCACAGAAUUGUCUAGAAUGUCAUUGUAUGCUGUAGCGUUAAGAUUUCCCGUCACUGGAACUAAGGGGCCUAGCCCGAACCAUGAAAAACAGCCCCAUACCAUUAUUCCUCCUCCACCAAACUUUACAGUUGGCACUAUGCAUUGGGGCAGGUAGCGUUCUCCUUCCUUCUGCCAAACCCAGAUUCGUCCGUCGGACUGCCAGAUGGUGAAGCGUGAUUCAUCACUCCAGAGAAAGCGUUUCCACUGCUCCAGAGUCCAAUGGCGGUGAGCUUUACACCUCUCCAGCCGACACUUGGCAUUGCACAUGGUGAUCUUAGGCUUGUGUGCGGCUGCUCAGCCAUGGAAACCCAUUUCAUGAAGCUCCCGACUAACAGUUAUUGUGCUGACGUUGCUUCCAGAGGCAGUUUGGAACUCGGUAGUGAGUGUUGCAACCGAGGACAGACGAUUUUUAGGUGCUAAAAGUCACUGAGCUCUUCAGUAAGGCCAUUCAACUGCCAAUGUUUAUCUAUGGAGAUUGCAUGGCUGCGUGCUCGAUUUUAUACACCUGUCAGCAACGGGUGUGACUGAAAUAGCCAAAUCCACUAAUUUGAAGUGGUGUCCACAUACUUUCGUAUAUAUGGUGUAGCUAUGCACAUUAUUAAUAAUAUCCUACCAUCAUGACAUUCAUCACUUGUUGAAUUAAUGCAUCUCUUCUAUUCCUGUUGAAUUAAUGCAUCUCUUCUAUUCCUGUUGAAUUAAUGCAUCUCUUCUCUUGUUGAAUUAAUGCAUCUCAGAGGAACACAUUGAAAAUAAGUGUUUUUAUGCUUACAUCAGUCAUCCUCUGGGGUUCUUGAUACUUUUAAAUAGUUUUUAUCUGUACGAAUAGUUUUACCCAAAUAUCAAUGAAUCAACCAAUAAAACUAUCUCUUCUGUAUUACAGCAUCAUAAUGUGAACGAAGUCACUGAGUCAGAGAGCCUGUCCAGUCUGGAUAGCUUGGAGAUGGAGGACACAACACAGAGAGUCCAGAAACACCCCAAUGGUCCAUCCACUGACUUGUCCUUUUGUCCACCAACAAAGAGUUUCCUAAGUGGUAACCUUCUACUCCAACAGGGCAAAGCUGAUGCUAGCCCUCAACCCCCCAGACCAAGGCAGACAGAGGAGUCUGUAGAAGACUGUAACAGUAGGCUGCACCAGCUCUCACAGGCCACUGGGUGGCAGAGUUGUACAGCCCAUUCAUCAUCUCAGAGUAGCACUGUAACCCAGCCCCAGUCCCCACUCCUCAGUGUCAGUCACCACAGCCUGCUAACUCUGAGUGGGAUUAUAGAUACGUCCUCAAUACGUCCAUAUAACGGUGACCCUGACGAAAGGGAAAGUCAUCAGAGGGGGGACCACAGAGUCUCAGCGGUCGCAGCGUGCUCCGAGGCUUCUACCCCAGACAAAACGCUGCCGGAGUUCACCUCUUGUCUGACCCCAGAGGGAAAGUUAGAAUUUAGGCAGCAGGUGAGAAAUCAGGAGGACAAGUAUUCCAAACAUCCGUCGGCGAACCAGGUCCUUCUGCCUGGGAAAACCUGCAGCCACAAAGACCUUCUGUGUGAAGCCCCCUCCUCAAACCCUGAUCAUAUCCUCAGUUAUAACACUAAGAGUAGCUCAGGGGCCCGAGAGGACUCCGCCACCGUUCAGCCAACAGGGAGCACACACCACCAGUCACACAGGAACAAACCCAGUGGAGAAGAUGCCACGAACAACCUCAACAAAGGGUCCAACUCUGAGCCCAAAGCCGGGAGGUCUAAGAACACAGACCCACUCAGUCAGACAUUGGGUCAUUGUAAUAUCAGGUCUGACUUCCCUAAAGGCCUGAAGAGCCUGCAGGUGGAAGGAGCACCAACACACCGCACAGACACGCCUCCACCUCCUCCACCUGCAGCUGCUGUCAGCACAGCCACAGAUCAUCCUAAAGGCACUGUUGUCAGAUUUAUAAAGGGAAUUCUUAAAAAGCAAUCAAAAUACGGAGUGUCGGGAGGAAACGCUAGCUCUAGUAUGUACAACACCGGGCGUUUAAUAUUCACCAAGCAAUUCACCAUGUCCAUCAGAGAUAGUGUGGAACUGACCAGAACGAAAGUCAAGGACGCAGAGGGCAACAAGACGGUCAACAAGAAGAUACGCUGGUUUGACGAGGUCAAUCUGGAAGGAGAGGAGGAGAUGAACAGAAAUCUGAUGGAACAGAAUCCUAUAACAAACAACAAGUGUGUUUCUGGGUGUCCACUACCUCCACAUAAACAGCAGUCAGCAUCAUCAGACCACCAACAGGGUCAGGACCAGACAGUGGCCACCACCACCCCCCCUCUAGCCUCCACCGGCUAUCACUUUACCAAGCAGGCCUGGGCAGAUGUCAGGGUCCAGGAGAGCAGGCUGCAGGGGCACCAGGAGGCCAUGGAGGUCAGGGUCCAGCGAGGGAGCAGCGGGAGGACCGGGUGCCCCAGGGUCCCCAGGAGAGUGAGAUCUGCCAGGGCAGGGAUGGAUCCUGUUUCGUCCCGCUCCAGGAAAGGCACGGUCAUCAGACCCCAGUCUGCUACCGAGGCCAGCAGCCACGUGGCCCGGGUGACCCACGGGAAGGUCAUGGUGCCUCGCCCCCCUCCCCGCACUGAAACCAUUGAGCCUAACACACACAAAGGAGAGGCUGCAGAGCCUUACAACAUGGAUCACUCUGACACCGCCAAGACUCCUUACAACAUGGAUCAGUCUAAUGAUACCACCAAGACUCCUUACAACAUGGAUCACUCUGACACCACCAAGACUCCUUACAACAUGGAUCACGCUGGCACCACCAAGACUCCUUACAACAUGGAUCACUCUAAUGACACCACCAAGACUCCUUACAACAUGGAUCACUCUAAUGACACCACCAAGACUCCUUACAACAUGGAUAAGUCUAACUCUGCUGCUACUAAAGCAGGUCUUCCUGUAGAGCAGGCUUUGUGUAAUAAGGACACCCUGGACAGCUUCGCCCCGUCCCAGACCUGUGCGCAUGUCAUUAGGGCAGAUAGCGGUGUUGUUUCCAACCCAUCCAAGGCCAUCCCCAUGUCAGGCCAGCAGGACGCCCAGGGAGGGGCUGCCAGACGGGGGCUGCUGUACAAUGAGAAAGGCCUCUGUCUGGACCGUACUCCCACAGACGAGGAGAUCUCCCAGCUCUGGCAUGGAGUCCGUAGUGCCUUAGCCACCAAGGACGGUAAUGUACUAUACUGUAGAUUGAUCAGAAUGUCCGGUCCUCACAUCUCUAAUACAUGUGUUGUUGUCACCAGUUGAGAAGGACGUAUCGUGGAAAUGACCACCUGAAGUCAAUAUUAAAUGAAUCAUUCUUUAUUAUCAGCAAGCUGGUGAGGUUCCAACCAACCCAAUGCACCAUAGUACACGUCGGUCAGGAGCUCCGCCGGGGCAGUCCCGUUAGUUCUCUUAUAUACUGCUUACACAGACAAGUUAGAUUUUCAUGAUUUAGCUUAUUCAUUAUUCAUAUUUAAUUCAUCAUUAACGUUUGGUUCAUGCAUGUGACCGACCAAUACCUCACGAGGCUUCUUCUCUCCAAGCUGAGACCUUGAAACUGAGAUACCCCUUUUGGUUCCCGAGCAAUGUUCUGGGCGUACUGCCAAAUUGCUUAUACUGAUAGUGAGGAUUUCUCCCAGGCAUGAUCAAUCAGUCACUUGCAUGAACCCAGUCGAAUUGGUUAUUAGAAAAGCACGAACAUAAAAUGUUCCUUCACAGACAUUAAUGUUCAUGUCAUUCAAAUUAGAUUAACUUUAUCACAGUGAGCUUGUUGUGUAGUUUGAGCUUUGAAGUUUUACGGCAUAGUUAGUAGGGAUGUGCAUCUCUCCUUUCAUGAACAAUUCGAUACGCAUCUAGAUACAGGGCUCUGAUAUGAUACAGGAACAAUACAUUUUAGUUUGAAACGAUUCGGUUUGAUUAGGGGAACGAGUUGAUUCGAUACGAUUCGAUGCAAUAUUUUUUUUUGCAUGAACACAUUCAUUUUCCAUUUUAAAUUCAUAUCUGCUACUGAUGGGAGCUCAGGAGCUGAGCCUCUCUGAGAUGAAUUUGUCUGAAAUGACUUCUGAGUGGCCCUCUGUGUGUGUGUGUCAGUGUCAAUGGUGUGUGUGUAGGCACCUGAGCUGAGCCAUAGGGCAGACUGAGCAUGUACCACCCCACUAUCAGAUUAGGGGUGGAGGCAAUUUCUGCUUUUUGUCACCCCCACUUUUUAUCUGAAAUCACCAUCACCCACUGAUUAACUGGUCAUUUUAUCUGAAAUCACCAUCACCCACUGAUGAACUGGUCAUUUUUGCAGAUUAAACAUAUUUUGAGCUAGUACUAUGUCAAUAUUUAUCUUUAGAAAUUAGCAUGGCAUUUAAGACUAUUAAUAUAAUGCAGCUUUGAAUUUUACCCCCGUCUCCGAAGAGAAUGGUUUAGACUGGUUGGUAGAUUAUGGAGCGCUUCUCCUGACCAAUGAAUGAAUGAAUGGACCUUUAUAUAAUUACCCUGUCCAUGUAAUGGACCAAUCCACUGAGUGUUUAAAGUACAACGACCAAAACAAUGUCUUAUGGUGAACCUGAACAAUCUAAAUACACAUGGUAUAAUGGAAAAUCCCAAUCGGCAGUUGGGUGUGAACUGCAUCCACUCUGUUAGGCUACAAACACAAUUUUCUACAGCUUAUUUGGUAACAAUGACCCAGCAAAUUACAUUGGUUGUCACUCAACUAAUAAAGCCUAUGAUUUGACAUUGCGAAAGCCAUUUUAUAAGCAUCUGAAUGCAAAUGUGCGAAUAGCCUAUUAGAACAGCAGACUGGUCCAAACAGAACAUAUCAUACUAAUUUGAGUGUCACAGAUUUACUUUUACUAUGUUACGUCUAGUCUGAGACCAGUCUGGAAGGAGAGGAAACAUCAUUUCAAUCACAACAGAUUUGUAUUUAUUAAGGAUCCCCAUUAGUUCCUGUCAAGGCAGCAGCUACUCUUCCUGGGGUUUAUUAUGGAUCCCCAUUAGUUCCUGCCAAGGCAGCAGCUACUCUUCCUGGGGUUUAUUAUGGAUCCCCAUUAGUUCCUGCCAAGGCAGCAGCUACUCUUCCUGGGGUUUAUUAUGGAUCCCCAUUAGUUCCUGCCAAGGCAGCAGCUACUCUUCCUGGGGUUUAUUAUGGAUCCCCAUUAGUUCCUGCCAAGGCAGCAGCUACUCUUCCUGGGGUUUAUUAUGGAUCCCAAUUAGUUCCUGCCAAGGCAGCAGCUACUCUUCCUGGGGUUUAUUAUGGAUCCCCAUUAGUUCCUGCCAAGGCAGCAGCUACUCUUCCUGGGGUUUAUUAUGGAUCCCCAUUAGUUCCUGCCAAGACAGCAGCUACUCUUCCUGGGGUUUAUUAUGGAUCCCCAUUAGUUCCUGCCAAGGCAGCAGCUACUCUUCCUGGGGUUUAUUAUGGAUCCCCAUUAGUUCCUGCCAAGGCAGCAGCUACUCUUCCUUGGGUUUAUUAUGUAUCGCUGAAUCAUUCCAUCCCUAACAGUUGGUUAUUUUAUAUUGUAUGUACUUUAUGACUGAUGUCAUCCACCUGCUAUUGGAAAUAUAUUUCAAACUGCUAAUGUUUUACAUAGAAAGUACUGAGGACCCAGUGACCUAAAGCCUCCCCACCUUGUGCUGCAGGCUAGUUCAACAGAAACCCUUUGACGGGACUGUACUUUCUUUGUGUGCCUGCCAGUUUGUAACUUCGUUUGA